Molecule: messenger RNA, 1896 nt
Organism: Striga asiatica
Lineage: Eukaryota; Viridiplantae; Streptophyta; Magnoliopsida; Lamiales; Orobanchaceae
Source: the annotation of a GenBank genome assembly
AUGCGCUCGCAGUUGAUCCAAAUCACGUCCAAGAUGACUGCCCUCGCAAAAUCCGGAAGCAUAUCACAUGCUCGAAACCUGUUCGACCAAAUGCCUGACAGAGACACGAUUGCAUGGAACGCAAUCAUAAGUGGAUAUUCCCACCAGGGACUCCACCACGAAUCCCUUUCUUUAUUCAACCACAUGAGAUUCAGCAACGUUAAGCCCGAUCACUUCACGUACACUGCAGUACUAAGCGCUUGCGCGGGCCUAAAGGAUCUGAAAUCGGGCCAAAGGUUUCAUGCUCUGGUUAUCGUCUCAGGCUGGAAUUCUUCUCUGCCCGUUAAUAAUUCCUUUAUCGACAUGUAUGGGAAGUGCUUGAAAACCUGGGACGCUCGAAAAAUGUUUGAGAACAUGGGUUUUCUAAAGAACGUUGUUUCUUGGUGCUCGUUGUUGUUUGCUUAUGUGAAUGCGGGUUUUCUCGAUCUCUCGUGCCAUGUGCUUUUUGAUAUGCCAGGAAGAACAGUUGUGGCUUGGAAUACUGUUAUUGCAGGGUGUGCAAAGUGGGCCCAGCCUGAACUAUGUCUCGAUUUGUUCAAGAAGAUGUUGGGGAAGGAUUAUUUUAGCCCGGAUCAGUGGACUUUGAGUUCGGUUAUGAAUUCUUGUUCCGAAAUUUGUGAGCCGUGCUACGGUCAUAUGGUGCACGGUUUUAUAAUCCAAACCGGCUGGGAAAAUGCGGUUGAGGUCAGUAACUCUGUACUCAGCUUCUACGUAAAAAUUGGCGAGAAAGAUGAAAUCUUGAAAGCGGUCGAGGCUGUUACAACAUUCAACGAGAUUUCUCGGAACGUGAUCAUCGAUGCAUAUAUGAAGAUCGGUAAUCUCGAAGAAGCAUGCCGCGUUUUUCAUUCUUUGCCGGAGAAAAAUCUCGUAUCUUGGACUUCGAUGAUAGCUGGAUGCGUGAGAAACGGGCACGAGGAACGGGCUUUGAAUUUUUUUACCGACCUAACGAGAAGUUUUAUUCGGCCGGACGAUGUCACUUUGGGAGCCGUCCUGCACGCGUGUUCUAAUCUGUCGGCACUAGGCCGAGGUCGAGCCGUUCAACUCCACGUCAUCAAAUCAGGUUUUCAUGCCUAUUGUUAUGUGGGCAAUAGUCUCGUGAACAUGUACGCCAAAUGUGGGGACAUUCUCGAUGCUUAUCGAGCUUUCGAGGAAAUCCCGUUCAAGGAUUUGAUUUCGUGGAACACGAUGUUGUUUGCGUUCGGAUUGCACGGGCAGCCCGUUCGGGCCCUGCGCGUUCUCGACGAAAUUUCGUCUUCUGGGCUUAGGCCCGAUAAAGUGACGUUUAUCGGGCUUCUGAUGACGUGUAGCCAUUCGGGCCUGAUUGAUGAGGGCAUAUCCCUUUUCGAGGCGAUGUCUUCGAAAUACGGGCUCUGGCCCGAUACCGAUCACGUUGCGUGCGUGGUGGAUAUGCUCGUUCGUGGCGGGAAAUUCGAAAAAGCCGAAGAAUUCGUGAAUAAUAAGUGUCGCGAGGGUUUAGAUGGGAAUGCGAAAACGGGCUUAUUGGAGGUGCUUGUGGGGUCAUGUUCGGGUCGGGGGGAUUUGAAGAGUGGGGCUGAGCUGGCGGAAAAACUGCGUGCCCUGAGGCCAAGUGAUGAGAUGGGGUACGUUGUGCUGUCGAAUUUGUACUGUGCGAGUGGGGAGUGGGUGAGAGCUCAGGGUUUGAGGAAAGUGAUGGCCGAUCGAGGAGUGAAGAAAAUGUACGGUUGCAGUUGGGUCGAGGUAAGGAAUCGGGUUACGGGUUUUGUGGCGGGAAGUGGUUCGUUUUCUUGUAUGGAAGAGGUUUGUGGGGUGCUUUUACUUGUUCAGAGGGAGACGAGGCAGCCUGUGACUGUUUUUGGUUGGGAUGGGAUUACGUAG